AUGCUAUUUCCUCGCGUGAGGACCCCCGGUGUUCGACUCCGGACUACGCAUCCACACACACAACAUUGGAACCAUAUUCACCCCACGUCAUACGCCAGUACAGCUUCGUUCUCGACAUCGCCAAAUAGACGCGCAGCAAGUCGUGAACCGAACCACUAUGAAAUCCUCGAAGUGCCCAUAACGGCGUCAGCAGCGGAGAUCAAAAAAAAAUUCUACGCUCUCUCCCUCCGCCACCAUCCAGACCGCAACCCCAACGACCCAAAAGCCUCCUCACGCUUCGCCCGAAUCUCCUCCGCCUACGAAAUACUCGGCAAUCACACCAAACGCGCCGCCUACGAUCGCGAACACGGAAUCAUAGCCCACCAUUCAACACACAGCACUGCAAACCCUGGCCAACACCCUAUGGGCAGCUACAGUAGCUACAGCGCAAACCUACACACAAAAGGGGCAUCAUACGCUGGAUCACGGCCAGCUAGCGGACUGAGUAAACGCCGGGGACAGUUUCGCGGGCCGCCGCCCAGUUUCUAUGCGCAUGGGGGGUACGGGAAUAGGAAAGCUCCCGGGGGAGCGUCGUCGUCUUCGGCUGCGGGCGGCUGGAGCGAGCAUGAUCCUACGGCGUUUAUUUAUCGAAACCCUGUGAAUCAUUUCAAUGCGCCGGGGCAUUAUAAGACGCAGUCAGCUGAGGAUGCGAGACGGAAGGAGAGGCGGUCGAAGGAGAUGGGUUCGGAGCUGAAUGAUCAGUAUAUUGGAAGUCGCGGGGAUUUCGCUAUACGGUUUAUCAUCGUUUGCGGCAUUCUGGUGGGCGCUGGAUCUAUGACGGGGUUCAUCGGUUGGCCUGGGGAACGGGGCACCAAGGCUAGCGGUAGUAAACCGGCUCGGCGGAAAGAAGAGUGA
Messenger RNA from Aspergillus bombycis, 894 nucleotides. Its product is annotated as DnaJ domain protein. The record is from RefSeq and is a predicted model, not a curated record. Bases 1 to 894 code for a protein of 297 amino acids. Lineage: Eukaryota; Fungi; Ascomycota; Eurotiomycetes; Eurotiales; Aspergillaceae. The transcript has 2 exons.